AUGAGCUCCAGUCGGGCAGCUCUCUUUGUCGACGACAAGAUCUCUCAAGCUGUUGUGCCUAAAGACUACUCGAUCCGUCCGCUCAAGCAAGACGACCAUGAACGCGGCUUUUUGACUAUCCUAGAUGCUCUUGUGUCAACGCAGCUUCCCUUGAGCAGAGAGAUAUUCACAGCACCUUUUCAGGAGCUGCAACAAGCCAAUCAGGUCUGGCUCAAUACUCUCGUCCUCGUCAUUCUUGACCGUGAUGACCAGAUAGCUGCAACAGUCACGCUGCUUGUGGAGCAUAAAUUCUUGCGUGCAGGAGCCAUUGCAGGCCACAUUGUGGAUAUUGCCGUACGUCCUGAUCAGCAGGGCAGAGGCUUUGGCCGCAUUCUUGUCGAGGCGUUGACAAAACUUGCUGAACGACAAGGAUGCUACAAGGUGAUUCUAGACUGUGACGAGAAGAACUUCGCAUUCUAUGAAAAGUGCACAUACGAGAGAGCUGGUAUAGAGAUGAAGAAUUACUUUUGA
Molecule: messenger RNA, 510 nt
Organism: Protomyces lactucae-debilis
Lineage: Eukaryota; Fungi; Ascomycota; Taphrinomycetes; Taphrinales; Protomycetaceae
Product: acyl-CoA N-acyltransferase
Exons: 2
Coding region: 1-510 (169 amino acids)
Biological process (GO): UDP-N-acetylglucosamine biosynthetic process
Cellular component (GO): endoplasmic reticulum; Golgi apparatus; endoplasmic reticulum-Golgi intermediate compartment
Molecular function (GO): glucosamine 6-phosphate N-acetyltransferase activity; monosaccharide binding
Source: RefSeq, a predicted model, not a curated record